This is a messenger RNA of Dicrocoelium dendriticum, 701 nucleotides long. NCBI's taxonomy places the organism in Eukaryota, Metazoa, Platyhelminthes, Trematoda, Plagiorchiida, Dicrocoeliidae. The record is from the annotation of a GenBank genome assembly.
AUGGCAAGAAAUUACAAUCUGAUGCCAGAUGAAGCCGACUACGAGGUGUGCCACAACUCGAUAUUGUUCAGACGGUAUCUGCGAGAAAAUUUACCUAACAUCCGGGUUGUGGAUCAAUUCGAGGAGCGAAUCUCGCUACAAGUGGAUACCAGUACAAUGGCGUUGUUUGAAACGAUUCUGAAGAUGCUGCUGCAAGCCCAUCAAAGCGGUGCGAUCGAGGAUUUCAGCGUCAGCAGUCCAACUUUGGAACACGCCUAUUUUGAGCUAGCAAAGACACAGCUCCGAGGGACCAACUCGAUGACCACCUGAGCAUUCACUGGAAUAAUCAAUCACACAAUCACCGUGAAAGCUUUUUCUCUGAACUGCUUCCUUUACGAACUCGAAUUUCACCUGCAUCUUCUGCUCUCUAUUUCCUCAAUGUAUGCAAACACAUUUUAGGAUGCAUAUCUUCCAGUCGAUCCAGUUGGUCCUUCAAGGAGAACCGCUACUUGCCUCUGUCUACUAAGUUCAUAUGCUCCAUGUUGAUGUAAUACUUCUCUUCCUUGAUGUCUAUUUCUUUAUUGUCAAGCACAUCUGUAGAAACGAUCUAUUUUUUGAUCUGUGUGUGAUAUUAUGUGAACAUUUAACCUAAGUUUCUGGUUAAAUAAAGCCACUUCAAUAGCAGAAGGAUCAGUCUUUGUUUUUUGGUUAGUCCCUUCGGC